GCCCGUCAGCCUCCGCCCGCCCCGCAUGUCGUCGGCCUCCUCCUCCCCCGCCCCCUCGCGGUCUCCCCCCGUGGUGCCCAAGUCAAAGAUCCGCUUUUGCCCAGCUUGUGGAAGCCCGACAAAAUUGGCUAUUCCAGAUGGAGAUGAAAAGAUGAGGGCUAUCUGCUCUUCUUGUGGAAGAGUUCACUAUGAAAACCCCAAAAUGGUUGUUGGCUGCCUUGUGGAGCAUGAUAACAAAGUCCUCCUUUGCAAAAGAAAGAUUGAACCAGCUUAUGGACUUUGGACUCUUCCUGCUGGCUAUUUGGAGGUCGGAGAGUCUGCAGCAGAAGGAGCCUCCCGGGAAACAUUGGAGGAAGCAUGUGCAGAUGUAGAGAUACUCUCGCCUUUUGCUCAGUUGGAUAUUCCACUAAUUGGCCAAAGUUACAUUAUUUUCCGAGCAAGAUUGAAGACCCCCAGCUUCUCACCUGGACCUGAGUCACUAGAAUGUGCCCUUUUUGCAUUGGAUGACAUACCAUUUGAUUCUCUAGCAUUUUCUUCGAUCAUCGUCACCUUGAGAAUGUAUCUUGAAGAUGUCAAGUCUGGAAAUAUCAAAUUCCACUAUUGCACUAUAAACAAAAGGCUAGGAACUGGUGCUUCGGAUCUUCGCAGUUUUGAUAUUGAUAACCACUUAUCUGUGUGAAACUGUGAACUUGAGAAGUUUGGUGACUGAUCAUGCUAGAUGAUGAGAUUAAUUUCUGGAUACAACAGUCAUACAUCAACGCAAGAACCACAUCGAUCAUCAACUGUUCUCCAAGUGUUAAGUCUCCAUUCGAGCCUUGCAUGCCAUCUUGCCACACUGGAAUGUUUUCUAGGCGCUGGAAUUGUAAAUGUUUGGUUUCUUGAAGUGUUCUUCUAGCCUUCUAGAGAUGUUGCCCUUUUCUUGUUUUUUAAAUGGAAGGACCAAACGUUGUAAAAUGGCAUGCUGGAAGUUUCUCAGCUUGUGGUUUAGUAAUCGUGGGCUGCGUGGCCGGUUUGAUACUA
Molecule: messenger RNA, 1020 nt
Organism: Oryza brachyantha (malo sina)
Lineage: Eukaryota; Viridiplantae; Streptophyta; Magnoliopsida; Poales; Poaceae
Product: nudix hydrolase 23, chloroplastic
Exons: 7
Coding region: 26-679 (217 amino acids)
Source: RefSeq, a predicted model, not a curated record